UUUUCCGUACGGCAUGAUUAAUGGCUAAUUACCUGACAAUUAGUGGUUAAAGUCUUAAUUGGUACGAGAUUUGGUAUAUAUUGUUUCACUCUUUGAAUCACCGCCUCAAACAUAACGAAACCAAGCCGCUUUGGUGGAUGAAGCGACGUAAAGAGCUGCUUGGUUUCACAUGUUGUUGGCGGCUGUGGACAAGCUGUGGGGACGGAGCGAGCUUGGCUGUGGCUGUGGCCGUGGCCGGCUGCGCACGGGCACACCUCGGUUACGGGGCGCUGCGAGCUCUGCUCGCUCCUCCUCGCUACGGCUGUUCUGGCCCUGGAGCAGAGAAUCUUGGCGUGAUCCGUAAAUGCAAAUGGAGCUGCUGAAGGAAAUAUUUACUUGUUUCUGUGUCACGCUAAAAGAUGUGGUAUGUUUUUGUGGGUAAAUGAAAACGUUGAUCUGUGGGGAGAUGACCGCGGCUCUGUUGUAGCGCAGCUGGUUUCGUGUUCUAACACUUGGCUGCCAGCAUUCAUGGGAGACGAGGCUGAGGCAGCUCAUUGUGGAAAUGGGAAAAGGGGUAGGGAUCUUUAUGUUUGCAGUUCCCUAGAUUCACCCUCUAGCUGGCAUGUCAGUAAGUCUGAUAAACGGACUAGUAUUAAAUUGGAAGACUUGUAAGCAUUUACUGAAUUCUAGCGUAGCUCAAGCAUGAGGUAAUUGAACUUGCCUGUUGUGCAGUGUUCCUUAAGGCAGAAGAGUCACAAAACUAGACAGGAGGAGGGUGGCAAAUUUUUAAAGAGAGAUUGCAAGACUGAGAAAAUGGGGACUGACAUAUAAAGCAGGUUACAAGGAAAAUAAAAUAUGCAUAAUUUCAGUGUAUUCUGGGAGAAUUAAUGGGGGGGGGUGAGUCUUAGAUUACAAAAUGGUGAGAAUCUGCUGGCCUUUAUGUAAAUUGAUAUAGUGAGUAUGAAUUAUUACAAACCUUUCAAGUUUUCUCACCUCAGGCUUUUAGUUUCUUGAAGCAAUUAAAGGGCAAGGGAAAGGUUUUCCCAUAAGUAUUAAAAGGUAGGAGGUUUAAAAGGUAUGGAGUCAUAGUGAAAAUAGACUUACUAAUUUGGGCUUCUGUGAACAUAAAAUGUUCAAAAGAGAAGUUUAGAAAAGGAAGGUGUAAAAAUUUUUAGGAUAGAUAAAAGCAGAGGUGCUUUUAUAUAAGAGAUCAUUCUGCAAACCUGCAGCAGUAUCAAACAGUUGAAAUUCAGGAAAUGCUGCAAUACUUUUGACAAGUAAUGAAAAAAACAGAAGUUUUGACUGAUAGUACACAGCUGAAGCUCACUGGCACCUCACUUAUUCUCAGUGGUGUUGGUCACCCACUCCUAGUAGUGGUAUAAUGGAACUUGGAAAGUGUGUUCAAAAGGGCAACACAAAUGGCAGAAGAAUAAAACAGUUUCUCUAUGAGAAAUAAUGAACUAGAAUAAAAUUCUGUGGCCUGGACAGAAACCUAGUAACUUCUAAAGGAUCUCAAAUGUUAGGAAUUAUUGAAUAGGUAAAUUGAUUGCUACUGUGCCAUAACACAUAAAGUACCAACUAAAAAAUGAAAUUAGGUAGUACAUUUUAAAUGAUCACAAGAAAGCACUGUGUUUUAUGCAUAAGAUAUUUUACACCGAGAUUUUUAUAUCAGAAAGGGUUAUAUAUAUCCCAAAGAAGGUUAUCCUGUUUUCCAGGGCAUGUAUGAGGUAGGGCUGCAAAUAGGUUUGAAGUUGCCCGGCCAUGUCACAUAAAGGAUUGCAGUGUUUGUUGUGCUUUUAUACUUUCCCUUUUGUCUCUUUGUCACUACAUGUAAAGGUUUUAGCUAAUUUUGGCCACAGCCAUGCCAGUACAUAUUAUAGAUAUGGGCAGCCCAGUGUACUUCCCAGUCAAACAUGCCUGUAUAAAAUUUACUUGUAUGAAAAAAAUGCUCAACUGGGGUUCUGGAAGGUCAGAUUUAUGUUUAGGAAGACUGUUGUAUUUAGGGGUCACCUACAUAUUUUUGCAAAAGAAUGUGAAUAAAGAGAAAGUACAGACUGUCUUUAAUUUGUGAAGAGUUUAGUGAGUUGAAUGUUUACAUACUAUCCAGUGAAGUUAGUGCUUUGUGUUCUUCAGAUGUUGUAUUUCAAAGGUACAAUCCUAAACCUUUUUGGAAAUAAGAAUUUAUUUAAAUUUUGCAUUCUUAAAAUCAACAGUAGUAGACUGUUUAAAACUAUAUUUUUUACUUUGAAUAAUAGAGAAUAAUUGAAUUGCCGGCUCUUUGAGAGUAUGCAUUUUAGAGAAAGCUUUGUGAAACUUAGUCUGCUCUGGUGCUGAAUGAGGACUUUGAGAUUUCACUAUUUCAAUGGAAUAACCAUGAUUUUUGAGGAAUGAUAAAUUAGAAUAAUGAGCAUAAUAAAAUUCAGAAAAACUAUACACUUUGUAUAACUAUAACAGUGUGUAUCUAAGCAAGCAUAAAAGUUAAUGUGUUGGAAGGAUAAUUUACAUAAAGUUUAAAAAGAAUGGUCUGUGUUUUGUGUGUACAGUGGCACUCGCAAUUCUUAGGUUUUGGAUUGGAUUUUUUGUUGUUUUUUUGGCUUUUUCUUUUAAGAUCUUAUUGAUGGUUAAGAAGAAGUUAUGGUGUAUUUAAAUAAGCAUAGUUCUUUGGCUGCUAUUUCAUCUACUAAAGCCAGAGCUGAGCAUUUCUGGAGGCACUGUCUGGUCUUUAACCUCUACUUUACUUUCUUGGCUGCUGUUUCACUUUUGUUUUAUUCCCUUGCCUCAUCUUCUCCCCUUAUUUUCUACUGUUAUGUUUAAAGGAAGAUAUCAAAUGUCAGUAAUGGCCUGAAUGAGUUUCGGGAACUUUGUAAUAUUGCUCAGGGCAAUAGUAAGAUAAUCAGUACCUAGCUGGGAAAGAAGGCAUUGGACAUGAAAUAUUGUCUCUAUGUUUAAAAUUUAUUCAGUGUGUGAUGUUUGGAAUGUUACUUCAGUGAACAUAUUCUAGGAUGAGGGAUUCAUCUAUUUAUGGGCAAUUAUUGUGGUGGGAGUGCCGUGGAGUAGAGAGGUACCGAGCUUGAGUCAUGACCUCAAUUUAAGAACAUCCUCCAGUCUUGAAAAUUUGAUUGAGAAAGAAGUGAUAGCGGUCCACAAAUCAUGACAGACGUAAGUCCAAACUACCUUGUCCCAUGGAAGAACCAGGGAUUUUCUACUAGAUUUACCCAAGUAAAUCUAGUAGAAACCGUAUUUCAAAUAAAGGCAGAUGAUUCUUCAAGCAUCAGCUUUGGAUAUAGGAAAACUCUAGAAGGUUUCUGUGGGUACUAAGAACUUGAAGACUGCAUGUCCAUUUCAUUACGUCCUUGAAAUGAACAUAGUUGGGAGAAUAUUAGGCAAGAACAUAAUGUUUAUUUGUCCUCUUAUUCAUCUCUGAGCAUCUGCAUUUGGCCCCUGUUGAAUGCAGAAUACCAGGCUAGACUGGCCAUUGGUCUGAUCAUGAAUAACUGUCCUGAUUUUCUUACACAUCUUUCUCGGCAAGUUAGUGGAUUUCAGAGGGAGUCUGAUAUUCUUUUACAAAGUUCACUCUUACAUCACUUUGAUACAUCUCCUAGUUGUCCUCAUCUGCAAAGUGGAGGACUUCUUAUCAGUAUUAGCUCUAAGCCACCUCAUUUUCUAGCUCAUGUUGCUUUUGAUUAGUUUUUUAUUAUUCCUGACAGUUUCAUUUUUUUAUGCAGCUUACCUGAAAUGAUAGUUUACAUGAGUUUGCAACUUCGAGAAUCAGGGAAAUUGUGUUGCCUGAAAACCAAAGAAUGACUUUAACUUAAUGGAGUGAAGGUUUCACAGAAAGUGUUAGGUAUGGGCAGUGGUACAUUGUUUCUGCACAAGCUAGAACAAGUCCCUACCAUUUCAUUCACAACCAUUUCCCUGUUUGUCAGUGCUCGGAAAUGCCAAGUAUGACAAAAAUGUUGGAGGGCAACUUCUUUUGCAGUGAAUGGUGUUCAGUUAUAAAGCAGCAGAAUCUGACAUGGAGUUGGGAAGACAACAGUCACUGAUUUCAUAACUGAGAUGUUUGAAAUUUAACAUGACCUGAAACUUCAGCACCUGUAAAGUGAUUAAUCUUAAUUAGCAUAAAACUUAUUGACUGGAAAAGAUAAGUGAGGUUCAGAAUGAUCAGCAAAUCGAUGUGUAAAUGUUUGGGUUUGAUUGGGGUUUUUUUUGUAUUAACCCAUAUCACCUGUUCUAAGGUGACCACAUGACUGUGUGUCAUAAACGGAGAUACAGCAGACUGGCUUGCAAACCUUGUGAUGAAUUUUGUGUUCUAUACAAGAUGCUGUGCAUGGUGAUUCUGUGUAGAAGAUUAUUUUAUUCAACAGUUGUAUUCUUUAAUUUAUAUUAGUGUAUUCUGGAUAGUAGAUAACAGAGUGGGUUGGUGUCUCUUAAAGGAAAUGCCAUUCUAAGUCACAACAUCUUUCUGGCAGCAGAAGUGAGAUCACUAACAUUGGAUAGGGGUGGAAUUUUCAGAACAGUAUUGUAUAAUAAAUGAGAAAGCAACUUGCAGAAACUUGUACAAGAUGUAUUUACAGUCAGUUAAAUCUGUUUAUUGCUGUUGAUUAUUUCAAUUUCUGGUUUUCAGAUGUUGUCAAAUUAUUUUUUAUAAUAGCAACAGGGCUCUGUUUUACGUUUCAUGUAUCUGAAUUCUAAUCUUAAUACAACAUUUCAAAGGUGGUGAUACAUGUGAGUACCUUCUGUCCAGUGGGAGAUUUCUUGGAGAGAAAGUAUGGCAACCUCACAGUUGUAUGAUGCAUAAGUAUAAAAAUAGUGAAGCAAAAAAUUGCCUCAUAGACAAGCAUGUUGUGUUUAUAGGAGAUUCUAGAAUUCGACAGCUGUUCUAUUCAUUCAUAAAACUGAUAAAUCCUCAAGUCAAAGAAGAGGGAAUUAAGCAUGGAAAUAUCCCAUUUGAAGAUAAAUCUGCUUCAAUUAAAGUGGAUUUUCUGUGGUAUCCAGAAGUUAAUGGCUCUAUGAGGCAACGUAUCAAAUCUUGGACUGAGGGUUCUGUGGCAAAACCUCAUAUAAUUGUAGUAGGAGCUGCCACGUGGUCUAUCAAGAUUCACAAUGGCAGCAACGAAGCCCUUGCACAAUAUAAAAUCAAUAUCACUUCAAUUGCACCUCUUUUGGAAAAAUUAGCAAUAAGUAGUGAUGUUUACUGGGUCUUACAAGAUCCUGUUUAUGAAGAUAUGCUGAGUGAAAGUCGGAAAAUGAUCACUAAUGAGAAAAUAGAUGCUUAUAAUGAAGCAGCUGUUCGUAUUCUGAACAGCAGCUCCCGAAAUUCCAAAGCUAAAGUUAAAGUGUUCAGUGUAUCAAAAUUGAUAGCACAAGAAACUAUCAUGAAGUCUGUGGAUGGCCUGCAUCUCCCUGAAUCAAGCAGAGAUACAAAUGCAAUGAUUCUUAUGAAUGUCUACUGCAAUAAAAUAAUGAAGCCCAUUGAUGGCUCCUGCUGCCAGCCUCAGCCUCCACUCACUCUGAUACAGAAGAUAGCUUUCUGUUUUUUUACUUUGUCCAUUAUUGGAUAUUUAAUUAUCAGCUUAAUUCAUCGGAAUAAUUAUCGGAAGAACAAAUCAUGCACUGAUUUGGAAAGUGGAGAGGAGAAGAAACCUGCCAUCAGCACACCUAACGUUUCUACUUUAGAGAUGCUCUUACACUGCUUUUGCAAACUUGGUCUAAUCAUGACCUAUUUUUAUCUGUGUGACAGAGCAAAUCUUUUCAUGAAGGAAAAUAAAUUUUACACCCAUUCAUCUUUCUUCAUACCAAUCGUCUAUAUCUUGGUUUUGGGGGUAUUUUAUACUGAAAAUACCAAAGAGACUAAAGUGUUAAAUAGAGAACAGACUGAUGAAUGGAAGGGCUGGAUGCAACUUGUUAUUUUGAUUUAUCAUAUCUCUGGAGCAAGCACUUUUUUGCCUGUGUACAUGCACAUUCGAGUUCUGGUUGCUGCGUAUCUGUUUCAAACAGGUUAUGGGCACUUCUCAUAUUUUUGGAUAAAAGGGGACUUUGGUGUAUACAGAGUGUGUCAGGUUUUAUUUCGUCUCAAUUUCUUGGUUGUAGUACUGUGCAUAGUGAUGGAUCGACCUUACCAGUUCUACUAUUUUGUGCCAUUAGUCACUGUCUGGUUUAUGAUUAUUUAUGCCACCUUAGCUGUAUGGCCUCAGAUUGUCCAGAAGAAAGCAAAUGGGAACUGCCUAUGGCACUUUGGUUUACUGCUGAAACUGAUUUGCUUACUGACAUGUAUAUAUUUUCUGUCAUAUUCUCAGGGUGCCUUUGAGAAGAUAUUUUCAUUUUGGCCAUUGUCCAAGUGUUUUGAAUUGAAUGGGAAUGUCUAUGAAUGGUGGUUUAGGUGGAAGCUGGAUCGCUAUGUGGUUUUUCAUGGGAUGCUGUUUGCUUUUAUUUAUCUGGCAUUGCAGAAACAUCAGAUGAUAUCAGAGGGAAAAGGAGAUCCUCUUUUCUCCAACAGAGUUUCAAAUGUUUUAUUAUUUAUUUCAAUUGUGUCCUUUUUGACCUACUCUAUUUGGGCUAGUAGCUGUAAAAACAAGACAGAGUGCAAUGAGCUACAUCCCUCUGUUUCUGUGGUGCAGAUUUUAGCUUUCAUCCUCAUCAGGAACAUUCCCGGAUAUGUCCGAUCUGUGUAUAGCUCAUUCUUUGCCUGGUUCGGCAAAAUUUCUUUAGAGCUUUUCAUUUGCCAAUACCAUAUUUGGCUGGCAGCAGACACAAAGGGGAUCUUGGUGCUCAUUCCUGGAUAUCCGAUGUUUAAUGUUCUUGUCAGCACUUUCAUAUUUGUGUGCGUGGCACAUGAGAUUUCUCAGAUCACUAAUGAUCUAGCACAGAUUGUGGUUCCUAAAGAUAACUCAACUCUGCUGAAGAGGUUGCUAUGCAUAGCUGGAUUUUUUUCUGGACUACACUUCUUCUCUGCAAUGCAAGACCAGUCAAGGCAUUAACUUAGAAACUUUCUUCAGGUUUACUUUGUGUCUGCCUGAACAAAAAUUCUCAACUGGAGGUACAACAUGACAUAUAAAUUAAGCGUGUGGAAAAUGUAUAUAGUGGAAAUGUACAUAUUUUGUGUGGAAAUAUCCUUCUCAAAUAAUCUGAGAAACAAGAGUGCACUGUACAGAAUUGCAUGUGAAAAUGAGUCUUUUCUACUGGAUGUUUGUUUCUGUUUACAUAUCUGUUGAAAUGAGACACGAAGUAGUGCAGUGGUCGAGCAGUACCACAGGCACAUGACAGGAUUCAGCCGGCGCUGGGCGAGCCCACGGCCAGGGGCUGCUCCGGAGCACGCCCAGCACAGCCGGGAGCCUCGGGAGCCUCCGGGAGCCUCGGGAGCCUCCGGAACCACCGCCCGCAGCUGAGGCAGCGACACCAGGGCGCGGCUCUGAACAAAGCGGUAACUUGCUGGUUAGAAAUUAGUGUUUGGGGUGGAAAUAGUAAUACAUGUCACGUGAAACCCUUUAUGUGUGGAAGUUAAAACUGAUCAUCAAUUCAGUGAUUGAAGAUUAUAUACAAGUUUACAUAAUAUUUUAUGAGGGUUUUUUAGAAAUUUAAGAUGUGUUCAGCAAAUAGGGUGAAUUCUGAGACAAAAUUUUUUUAUAAAGAGAAUUUGGGCUUUCUUCCUAAAAUUAUUUGCUUUUUCAUAAAUUUUUCACUAAUUCAUUGAACUGUGUGUAGUUCUAUGUACAAUCCCAGUGAACAAACAAGUUGAUAAUUUUCAGAGACUCAGUUCAAGAUGGGAGGUUUUUGGAAGACCCUCCAAUCUUUUUCAGUCAGAUGGAGUCACAUCACAUCCACUCCAUGAGAUCUUAGGGGAAUGGUGAUCUUUGACCUUCUCCCUGUGUUUGUAGGUGACUUUGAAUAAGGUCUCAUUAGGGAACUGGUGCCAUUUUCUAUGCUGUAAUAGCAUUUUCAUUUAAGAGAAUGCAAGUCAGUCUGCUGGUAUCAUGAGGAGGAGGAAUUGAGUGGUCAACUUUCUUGCAUGCAAGUGGUUGAGUCUCAGAAUUACGAGUGAAAUGAGAUUGGAGCUGUUUGAAAAAAACAUUUUUUUCCAUCCUUUUUAGCAGUGCCCAAUCUUUCUUAUUAAUUUUUUCCUUUAGCAAAAACUUUAAUUGAAAUAAAUAGUCCUUCAGUGUGGCAGUGACAAGCUGUUGGUUAUGAUCAGUGAAGUUAGGGACAUCUCUUGGUUGGUUGUGGGUUUGGUUCAAGUAAUAGUUUGACCUCUAGUUGCUUUUUCAUUUUAUUCUUCUGAUUAUUUGUUAGCAGGCAAAAACAUGAGCACAAUAUUAUUUUCCAAGCAUAUGUGCAAUUAUGUAUAAUAAACAACAUAAAUCCUAAUUUGUACCAUACAUACUAUCACAUAUAUGUUUUUGUUCUUAUCCCAGAUAAAACAUUGAAUUCAAUCUUGCAGCCAUGAAUGAAUGCAAAACAAAUUUAUGAAAAUAAUUACUUCAAUUUUUAAUUUUUUGUGUGUGGCAGAGAAAAGUUUCUUUUAAAGAAUAACUAGUCAUGCAUCAUAAAAAACAAAAAAGAAAUCAUUCACUUCCCCCAAGUUAAGCAGUUUUGCUAAGCCUGCCAGCUGUUUUCAAGAUACUGGAACGAUACUCAGCUGUUUGUUCUGUGUGCAUAUUGCUUCCAGUGCUUGGGAAUUUAACCUCGUUGAUCAAUACAUUUGAUGACUGAAGGAAAGGGUGUAGGUGGACACUGUAGGGGGGGAUAGCAAGCAUAACCUUCAUCUAUGCCAGUAUUAUGAGCAACAGAGAACUGUGAGCUUGAGGGAUAAUUUUUGUUUUGUUCUUCACAACAUAACUAUUGUAGAUAUAACUCUAUUUAUCUGUUGUACAGACUUGGUUAAAAGAUUUAUUUUUAAUGUUUGAAAUAAUGCACUUGUUUACUAUUACUGUAUGUGGGAUAAAUAUAUUUUCUUUUCAGGUUAUGUAAAAAUAUGAAGUAAUUUAAACAUUAAAUAAAUGUGCUGUGGAUGCUUAUUUUUGUAAUGGGAGCAGCAUCAUUUAAGUAAAAACUCUCUACUGCUUGUCU
Sturnus vulgaris (Common starling) is the source of this 9042-nucleotide messenger RNA. Lineage: Eukaryota; Metazoa; Chordata; Aves; Passeriformes; Sturnidae. The record is from RefSeq and is a predicted model, not a curated record.